AUGUGUCACCCGACCGAGAAUCCUGCCCCUCAGCACAUCGAGGCUGAAGACGUAACCGACGAGACGGAUUCUUCAUACGAAGAAGACCUGCCGAGCACGUCGUCACUGAGCUCUUCAAUCACGGACUACGAAUACGAAAAUGGCCGUCGGUAUCACAGUUUCAAGAAGGACAGCACAAUGUACUUCGCACCCAAUGACGAGGAUGAAAACGACCGACUGGACCUUGUCCACCAUAUGAUUACCCUCCGCCUCGGCGGCAAGCUACACCUGGCUCCAAUCAAGAAAGACGUGCAGGAAGUUUUGGAUCUUGGAACAGGAACCGGCAUCUGGGCAAUUCAGAUGGGCGACGAAUACGAGAGCGCAAGAAUCCUCGGCAACGACCUCAGCCCCAUCCAACCCCCGUUCGUGCCGCCCAACGUACGCUUCGAAGUCGACGACAUCGAAGACGAAUGGACAUACACGCAGAAGUUCGACUUCAUCCACGCGCGCUACCUGCUCGGCGCCGUGCGCGACUGGCCGGCGCUGGUGGCCAAGUGCUUCAAGUACCUCAGGCCCGGCGGCUGGAUCGAGCUGCAGGACUUCACCAUGCAGGUCUACUCGACCGACGGCUCGCUGGCCAAGGACUCGUACCUCACCCGCUACCUCACGGAGACAACGGAGGGGAUGCGCACCAUGGGCGUCGAGCCCGAGCCCGGCGCGAAGCUGGCGGGCUGGGUGAGGGAGGCGGGGUUUGAGGAUGUGCAUAAUGAGCGGUUUUCGUUCCCGGUUGGGAGCUGGCCGAAAGAUAAGACGAUGAAACAAGUUGGUUUGUUUAACCUUGCGAACUUUGCGGACGGACUGGAGGGAUUCUCCAUGCGCAUCUUGACUGGCCUUAGGGGAUGGAAGAAGGAAGAGGUUGAGGUGCAUGUUGCUGAACUGAGGAAGGAGCUUAAGAACCGGGCCAUACAUCCGCAACAUGAUAUGUAUGUUGUCUACGCACAAAAGCCGUUGGACGCAGAGUAA
Messenger RNA from Lasiodiplodia theobromae, 1002 nucleotides. RefSeq names its product Methyltransferase type 11. The transcript has 10 exons. The record is from RefSeq and is a predicted model, not a curated record. Gene Ontology annotation, molecular function: methyltransferase activity. NCBI's taxonomy places the organism in Eukaryota, Fungi, Ascomycota, Dothideomycetes, Botryosphaeriales, Botryosphaeriaceae. Bases 1 to 1002 code for a protein of 333 amino acids.